Molecule: messenger RNA, 1566 nt
Organism: Aphis gossypii (cotton aphid)
Lineage: Eukaryota; Metazoa; Arthropoda; Insecta; Hemiptera; Aphididae
Product: UBA-like domain-containing protein 2-B
Exons: 4
Coding region: 521-919 (132 amino acids)
Molecular function (GO): protein binding
Source: RefSeq, a predicted model, not a curated record
CACCAUCGUCGUGCGUGCGUGCGUGUGCGUGUCCGAGAGUCUUCUGCGCGUCACCGUCCGUCCAUAUGCGUUAACCCGUCGUCGCGCACAUAAUAUUGUUAUUAUUAUUAUUAUUAUUAUCAUUAUUAUUAUUACUGCUGCUGCUGCUGCUGUUGUUGUUGUUGUUGUUAUUUGUUGCGGUGCGACUGAUAAUAAUAAACAGAAAAAAAAAACCGAAAGGGAGACGACGUCGUCGGGCACCGAAGAAAUCCCUCGCGUUUUGUGCGUUACCGUGCGGCGGACUACCGGACGAACGAACGACAAUGUUAACGGGCUGAGCCGAUCUGUGCGUGUCGCGGCGUCCGUUCCCGAGACGUUUUUCACAUUCAUUUCCCGGACGUGAGACGGUGCGCGCGCGCGCGGGCCAGUCGAAAAAUCCGCGCAAAGACCGUGCGCCGAACGCGCGAUCACGCACCGCAUCCGUCUUUGGCGGGCGCGCGCCCACAGGUUUUCCGGGGACGCUCUUGCCGUGUCCGCCGCCAUGGACUCGUUGCGCGAACAGGUGAUGAUCAACCAAUUCGUGUUGGCCGCCGGAUGCGCGAGGGACCAGGCCAAGCAGUUGCUGCAGGCCGCCCACUGGCAGUUCGAGACUGCAUUGAGUAUAUUUUUUCAAGAAUCUUCUGUAUCAAGUUGCAGUCAAAAUUCAGCACAGUUUGGAUUUGGACAAAUGACCCCGUGUAAUACUCCAGCUACACCACCUAAUUUUCCUGACACUCUGAUUGCCUUUUCACGUAUGACAACUUCAUCUGAAAAUUCAAAACUGGGAUCAUCACCGAGUAUGUCAGUUUCUCCUCAAAAUAGAACCUCAUUAGAAAACAGUCAAUCAAAGAGGCACCCAUAUGCACAUUUAGCGCCAAACACUGUUUCAAAUAACACAUAGGGAACAAUCAUGUAAAUUUGUUAUUUUUAAUAUAAACUUAGCCAUAUUAUUGUUUUAGUGUCCAAAAAUGACACAUGCUUUUUGUAACUUUUUACUCUAGAAUAAUAUUGUUUAGAGAUAUUUUAUGAAUUGAUUGUUAUUAUAUAUAUUAUCAUUUUUUUUUUUUAUUAUUAUUAUUAUUUAUUAUUUUAUUUCUGUUGGAAGAUAUUUUCAUUAGAAUAAGUUAUUUAUGAAACAUAAUAAAUACUCAAUUUAAAAUUAAGUUAAAAUAUUGUAAUCAUAAUUCAAUUUCUGUCAAAAACCACUCUGUUAUUGCAAGAUGCUUAAGAUAAUAAUUAUAUUAGUUUUUGAUUAAAGAGAAAGAUCAAACUUGACAUUAUUUUUUUUAUUAUUAUAUAUAUUUUUUUUAUAUACAUAAAUAAUUUAUAUUAUAAUAGGUAAUAUCUUAUUUUUGUUUAUAUAACUCAAAAUUUCAUUAUAACUGUGUAUCAAGUUUAACAAAUACGUUAUACGACAACAAUAAUAAUAUUAUUAUGUUACAACAGUGCAUGUGAUACAUAACUGUUGUAAUGUAAUUACUAAACUUACUAUAAUUAAAAAUAAAAUACAAAAUUGUAAUAAAGUAUAUACAUUAUUUUGUUUGAAAA